CUUGGUCCGAGGUCAAGCCAGGGCUUCUUAUAGCUCCAGAGCUCCCGAUCCUCUUCUUCCUCUCUCAUAAUAAGAUCUUCUUCUCUGGAGCUGGAAACUCGGAGAUUCUGACUCGUCUCGGGAAGCCAUGGCGGACACUAAGAUUGUCGUUGUUGGCGCUGGUCCUGUCGGAUCUUUGGCGGCGCUAUAUGCCGCCAAGAGAGGAUACCAAGUCGAAGUCUAUGAGUUGCGGCCGGAUCUUCGCGAUCCCAGCAUCGUGCCACUCAACUUCACAAAGUCCAUCAACUUGGCUUUGUCUGAACGAGGGCUCCAUGCUAUGCAGCUGUCUGGUGAGCCGAAGCUGGUUGACCAUGUCAUGUCUGCGACUAUUCCGAUGCGCGGACGGAUGAUUCACGGACAGUCGCCGGAUGGAAGUCUUUAUGAGCACUCUCAAAACUACGGCAUAGACGGACAGGCCAUCAAUGCUAUUGACCGAGGAGCCCUCAACUCGCGGCUGCUAGACAUCCUGGAAGCCAUGCCCAACGUCAAGUUGUUCUUCAACCACAAGCUUACUGGAGCCGACUUUAAGAAGAACAAGGCUUGGUUUGAAGCCCGCGACAGAGACUACGUUCCUAAUGGCCGUCCUAGAGAAAUCGAAAUCACUUUCGAUCUCAUGAUUGGAGCGGACGGUGCACACUCUGCCGUUCGCUAUCACCUGAUGAAGUUUACCAGAAUGGAUUACCAACAAGAGUACAUCGACACCCUGUGGUGCGAAUUCCAUCUUCCCCCUCGUCCCGUGGAUGAGAAUGAGAAAGACCCCAACGCCAAGUUCCGAAUCUCGCCGAACCACUUGCACAUCUGGCCGGGCAAGGACUUUAUGUUCAUUGCCAUUCCCAGUGAGGACGGAUCAUUCACCUGCACCCUCUUCAUUCCCAGCGGUGAGAUUUCGGAGCUGGAGAGGGACCCUUCCACGGUCCCGGCGUUCUUUGACAAGCACUUCCCCGGAGUUACCGCCUUGAUACCAGGGCCGGAUCUUAUCAAGUCGUUUGAGACAAACCCUCACCUGCCGUUGAUUAGCCUCAAGUGCAAGCCCUAUCACCAUGGCUCUUCUGGAGUCAUCAUCGGCGACGCAGCCCACGCCAUGGUGCCUUUCUAUGGCCAGGGCAUGAACGCUGGCAUGGAAGAUGUCCGCAUUCUCUUUUCCAUCCUCGACAAGCACGUGAACCUCGGAGAGACCAACAACCCCGACGGAGAACUCAUCCACUCCACCGAGACAUCCUCCUUCCAACGCUCCCUCGCUCUGGCAGAGUACUCUGCUGUCCGAGCAAAAGACGCCUACGCCAUCAACAACCUAGCUCUGCAAAACUACGUCGAAAUGAGAUCCUCGGUCCUCUCCAGGCGGUACAGACUGCGCAAGUACCUCGAGGAAUUCAUGAGCGUGCACUUCCCGUCCUUUGGCUGGCAGACCAAGUACUCCCGCGUCAGCUUCGGCAACGAGGGAUACGCAGACGUGGUGCGCAAGAGCGAUCGCCAGGGUCAGAUACUGGUGCAGAGCUUCAUUGCGCUGGUCUCGAGCCCUGUUGUCUUGACGGCCCUUGUACUGGCGUAUAAGCGUCGUGGAUCUCUUGCAUCCUUUGUUGGAGGGCUUUUCGGUUGGAAAUGAUACCGAUAUUAGAGCUCAGGCGAGGGGGGUCACUGUCGCUCCUUUUUUCCUUCAAUCUUGGCGUGGUAUGGGUCUGAAGUACGACAAUUCAUGUCUUGAUGGGUUGGCAGAUGCAUGAACAGUUCAAAAAAAGGCGAUAACGGAGGCAAAUGUCAAAUAUGUACAUGAAUAUUUGCAGGGAUUGGCACUUUGUAGCAGCGGUUAGGAUUCUAACAUGGGCAUGUAGAAAUGUGAACAAUAUGGGCGGUAUGGUCUAAUACAAGCGGAUAUCUGGAUAAACAAACUCCAAUCAAAUAGCAAAUAACAUCAAUUGAGGGAAAAAAAUCCAAUUCAC
This is a messenger RNA of Trichoderma harzianum CBS 226.95, 1976 nucleotides long. RefSeq lists its product as hypothetical. Gene Ontology annotation, molecular function: kynurenine 3-monooxygenase activity; NAD(P)H oxidase H2O2-forming activity; FAD binding. The record is from RefSeq and is a predicted model, not a curated record. NCBI's taxonomy places the organism in Eukaryota, Fungi, Ascomycota, Sordariomycetes, Hypocreales, Hypocreaceae. The transcript has 4 exons. Bases 128 to 1642 code for a protein of 504 amino acids. Gene Ontology annotation, cellular component: mitochondrial outer membrane. Gene Ontology annotation, biological process: quinolinate biosynthetic process; L-tryptophan catabolic process; NAD+ metabolic process.